Maylandia zebra (zebra mbuna) is the source of this 1866-nucleotide messenger RNA. The record is from RefSeq and is a predicted model, not a curated record. NCBI's taxonomy places the organism in Eukaryota, Metazoa, Chordata, Actinopteri, Cichliformes, Cichlidae.
ACUUGCGGCGAAUGACAGCUGGUUUCAUGGGCAUGGCUGUGGCCAUCAUCCUGUUCGGCUGGGUCAUUGGUUUGCUGGGCUGCUGCUGGGACCGAGGCCUCAUGCAAUAUGUGGCCGGCCUCCUCUUCCUAAUGGGAGGAACCUUCUGUAUCAUCUCCCUCUGUACCUGCGUCGCUGGCAUCAACUUCGAGCUUUCCCGUUACCCGCGGUACCUGUACAGCUUGCCCGAUGAUAUCGGCCACGGCUACGGCUGGUCCAUGUUCUGCGCCUGGGGAGGCCUCGGCCUCACACUUAUCUCUGGCUUCUUCUGCACUCUCGCGCCCUCUGUUCAACCAAUACCGAGGUCUACCUGUCCCAAAUCUCGACAGGAGAACGGCACCGUGUGCUAAAGCUGGCUGCGUGCGCCAGGCCAGCUGAACCCACAGACAGACAGACAAAACAAACAAGCUAUUCCAUGUUUCCAUGUGUCAGCUCAUAUCCACUCUAUCCUGGUUACAGAUUUUGUGUGUGUGUUUGUUUAAAAUGGGUGUCUUGAUAUCUUGAAAAUACAAGAAAAAAACCUGAAGAACUGAAGAAAUAUCAAAAAUUAAAAGUUGUGUUUAUUUUUAUUUUGUGGAGUAGAUGCAGAAAUGGAUCGUGAAAGAAAUGAUAUGGAGACCACGAAAGACUAAAUUGUAACGAGUGAGUGCUUUACUGGUCUACUGUGAUUGUGGAGACGCUAAUGGAUUAACAGAUUGUUCAGAAGAUCAAGUAAAGAUCUGGUGGAACCUUCUUAUGAUCUUUUAAAGCUUUUUGUGGAAUAUUUCACAAGCCAGUGGAUCAAACAUGAAACCAUGUGACUAGCGGGAGUGGGAUCACAUGAAUUCUCCAACUUCUGGGGUCCUUCCAGUUACUAGUAACAGGCAAGAUCCAGAAGAGAAGAUCCAGGACUUCCACUGAUGUACAUUAUUGUACAGAAUAUUCAAGAGAAAUGACAACCAGGCAUUGGACUAUUUCCAUCUUUGUGUCGGUGCAGCACAUUCCAGCGAAUGAUCCUAAUCUAACGUUUCAUACAUGCAUUCCUCUUUUACUGAAACUGUUUUGCUUUUUACUGAACCUUCAUGUUGUGAAUGAACUGUUGACUUGCUCAAUGCAAAUGUGUUUAAUUUUUUCAUUCUAGUCAUAAGGCUAAAUGUGUGUGUGUGUGUGUGUGUGUGUGUGUGUGUGUGUGUGUGUGUGUGUGUGUGUGUGUGUGUUUACGUGCAGACAUGUUGAGACGAGUUAUUUUCAAGUCUUUACAAAAGAGUGAUCAACUUGACAAAGCAGCGCCUCAGCCUGAGUAUGUAGGGAAACAGAAGCUUUGAUCAGCAGUGAGAUGAAACAGGAAGCUGCAGUAUCCCGUUUAACCAAACUGACAUCUGCCCCGUCUUUUCUGGAGAGCCCCAGUUGACCCGGCAGAUAAAGAAGUCGCUUUAAAAGGGAACAGCACGUUUAGCUCUGCUGAACAUCUAGGGAACGUUUAAGUAAUUACAUCUAAUGAGAACACUUCUUGUCCCCGGGGAUCAGCAGGUUAUCUGCAGGGCCUUCUCGAAACAGUAUCUAAGCAUAAGGUUUGAAAGGUCUCAUCUUAGAAGAAGGAAGAAAGAUCUCAGCCACGAACCAUGAAUCACAAACACAUGGGCUUGAAUUUACUCACAUCAUCAAUUCACCAACACUGAAUCCAGCAGGCAGUUGUUGCCAACAUCCAGUUUGUGAAAGCGGAGACUCUAAAUACCACAGUCCCGUACCAGGGACAGACAGUUCAAUUCAAUAUAGUUCAAAUCACAACAGUCACAUCAAAGUGCUUUACAUUGUAAGGUAGACCCUACAAUAAUACAUACAGAGAAA